Molecule: messenger RNA, 627 nt
Organism: Rotaria sordida
Lineage: Eukaryota; Metazoa; Rotifera; Eurotatoria; Philodinida; Philodinidae
Source: the annotation of a GenBank genome assembly
AUGCCACAAUCUUCGAAUGAUCCAAUCGGCGGUAAUCAUACAAAUAAAACAAUUAAAUGUGUUUGUGUAGGUGAUGGUUGUGUCGGUAAAACAUCAAUGCUUAUAUCAUAUACUACAAAUACAUUUCCACAGUCUUAUGUACCUACGGUAUUUGAUAAUUAUUCAGUUACUGUAAUGAUUAAUAAUGAACCAUAUACACUUGCUCUAUUUGAUACGGCUGGUCAAACUGGAUUUGAAUUAAUGCGUGCAUUUUCAUAUACAAAUACUGAUGUAUUUCUUGUUUGCUUCAGUGUUAUGUCUCCAGCAUCAUUUAAUAAUGCUCUUAAAGUUUGGAUUAAUGAAAUUCGUCAAUCAUCAUCAACUCGAAGCGCACCAUUUGUUCUUGUUGGAACUAAAAUUGAUCUUCGUACAAAUCUAGCCGAUAUUGAAUUUUUAGCUAAAUCAAAACAAAAACCAAUAACACGUGAACAAGGUGAACAUGCAGCAAAAGAAUAUGGUGCAUAUGGAUAUAUUGAAUGUUCAGCAUUAACACAAGAAAAUCUUAAAGAAACAUUUGAUGCUGCUAUAUUAGCUGCACUUACUCCAUUACCUUCUAAACGUAUUGGAAUCUUAUGUUGUUGUUCAUAA